Molecule: messenger RNA, 1197 nt
Organism: Penaeus monodon (black tiger shrimp)
Lineage: Eukaryota; Metazoa; Arthropoda; Malacostraca; Decapoda; Penaeidae
Gene: Alr
Product: FAD-linked sulfhydryl oxidase ALR-like
Biological process (GO): liver development
Cellular component (GO): mitochondrion
Molecular function (GO): flavin adenine dinucleotide binding; flavin-dependent sulfhydryl oxidase activity
Source: RefSeq, a predicted model, not a curated record
AUUAUGCAAGUGCCUGGAACGUAAACAAACCACGAGAAUCGCUCAGAACCUUCUCAAGUAUGGCCGCGCAAGGGAGCGACCCGACGUCCCUCUUCUCUGCCCAGCCUGGCAAGCCGUGUCGGGCGUGUACGGACUUCAGGUCGUGGGUGAAGCAACAAGGAAGCCUGCAAGGGGCUUCUAAGUCUGGUAAGGAGGGAGAGGAGAAAAACAGUUCAUCCCAGAACAGCAAAAACGAUAACACAAAUGCGGCUAACUCAGUGUCAGGGUCUACUUCGAACGAAAAUGUAAAAUCAGCUGCAGUUGACCCAGAUGACACGGAUGUUCCUCUUACAGGGAGUGCUGCCAAAUAUGGAUGUCCUGCAGAUAGUUUGUCACUUGGGCGAGGAUCCUGGAGACUUUUACACAGCAUGGCAGCAUACUAUCCAGAGAAGCCAUCUGCUGACCAACAGAAGGACAUGUCCACCUUUAUAACAAUAUUUUCGAAAUUCUAUCCUUGCCAGCCAUGUGCAGAGGAUUUUAGAGAAUGGUUGAAGAAGAACACGCCAGAUGUUUCUUCACAAAAAGGACUGUCUCGUUGGUUUUGUGAAGCCCACAAUGAAGUUAACAGGAAACUAGAGAAACCAUUGUUUGACUGCAGCUUAGUUGAUCAGAGAUGGCGUGAUGGGUGGAAAGAUGGAUCUUGUGAUUAGUUUUUUGUAUAUUUAUUUAUAGAUUUCUUAGUUGGAAAUGUAUGACUACACUCUUUUAAGUUGAAAAGAUUAGGUGCAAUAUAUUUGUGUAUCUGCUGAUGUGCUUUGAAUAUUUAUAAUAUGAAAUGUUGAGAGCAAUAGCAGUUAUGAUUCAUUCCAGAUACAUUGAGAAUUCAAGUGAUGGCUUUUUGAAUUGCAAGUUGCUUCGUCACAUAUUACUUGGAUUUCAGGAUGGACCCUGUUAGCAGUUUAUAUUAAUUGUGGAUUUUUUUUUCUCUUUUGUUUCAUCAAGGCUGGAUGGUAAAUGGUUCACAGAUCAUCAGUCAAAUAAAAUUUGGUUAUUUACAUGCAUUGUUAACUGUGGUUUUGUUUAUUAAUUCUGUUUGCACAUAGAAUGGAAACAGAUGUUCACCAAAAGUCAAAUAACCCAGUUAGUGCGGGUGGCAAGACUACAAUGCCAUGCCCACUGUAAUAAAAGAUUAUCUGUUGUUCCUUACUACAUACAUGC